UUUGACGUCAGCUCAUCAGUAAACCGCGACUCGUGUCUGCGUUACAAGGGGGUUGCAAAUCGUGUAGGUACGUGAAUGGUAAAAUGCCCUCCGUAAACAAACGCGAAUUCCGUCCGCUACAAUGACUUUUGCGUGAAGGUGGUGCGUGUGUCGGUUUCGCUAACGAAGAUGAGCGGAAUGAGAAACUUUGUCUACUUCUUGAGCGUUUGUGUUUCCGCAUCCCUCGGACAGGAAGAGCUUUACUUCUCGCACACCCCCAAAGACGUCGACGUCACCGAGGGCAAAUCCGCGAGUCUACCGUGCGAGGUAACUCCAAACAACGGCAUCAGCUACUACUGGGAAUUAAACGGUUCGAAAAUUGACAACACGACGCGACGCCACCAGCAAGGCUCCAAUUUGCAUUUCACGAGAGUCGACAAAGAAAAGGAUGCGGGAGAAUUCACUUGCGUCGCUCAGGAUUUAAAAGGAUUCUCCAUUACGAGCUCCUCCGCCUCUUUAAAUAUACAAUGGAUUGGCGAAGCGUCCGUGCAACUUCAUUCUCCCGAAUCGGCAUCGUACAUCACGUCCGGAACAGAGGUCAUCCUCCGAUGUCAUCUGGACGCAACUGGGGAUAUACACGUUGAAUGGUUUCGCAAUGCAGAUCGAUUAACGAAGUCGCAACGGCUCGAAAUAAAAAAGAGGAAGCUUCAUAUAAAAUCCGCAAAUCCCUCUGAUAACGGAAUCUACCGAUGCAUCGCACGUAAUGAGGCCGGAAUCCAACACAGCGUUAAGAAUUUUGCUUUAUCCGUCGCAGGGGAUCAAACCGCGUUAAUUAAAACGGUUCCGAGCAAUCAAUUGGCGACGAAGGGAGGCGCCGUCAUGUUCGACUGCUCGUACGACAACGCCGAUGGCCUGGAGUGGUACUUUAAGGACGUCGGUCCUCUGGAGAGUAACACUAGAGUGACGCUGCACACGAACGGAUCGCUUGAGAUAAAUCACGUGCAGGAGUCGGAUCAGGGGAUGUACAACUGUGUCGGAAUCAAGGGCGACUCCACGGAGGUUCCGCAAAGCUACACCGCCGAAUUAAAGCUGGCCUUUAUCGAUCCGUUCACCGACAGAAGUUUCGAGCCGUCGGGUUUCGAGGACGGAAAAGUGGUCCUUCCCGAGGCGGGCGUCUUUCAGCUCACCUGUCUGGAACCGAAAAGUCAGCCGCGCGCCAAGAAGUACUGGCUUAAUCCGGCGGGACACACUGUUUCUGACACGGGUAGCGUAAGGGUCGACGAUGAUGGUCGCCUCAUUAUACAAAAGCUCGAAACUGGCCACGCUGGGGAGUACAAGUGCGUUGCGGAGAACAUCGCGGGAAAGACCGAGAAGUCCGUCGUUCUCGUCGUUACGAGAAAACCAUCCAUCAUAGAGGGCCCUAACAGUAUGGCGGUUGAAGAAAAUAAGAAAUCGGUGUUGACCUGCCUCCACGAUGUCGACAAUGCAUCCGAACAAUACACCGUGGUCAAAUGGAAGAAAGACGGGAAAGUUCUUAAGCACGACUACGACGAGGAGACCACCUCGCACCAACGGAUACGAGCGUUCAAGCAAAACGGCACCCUUGUCAUUUAUUCCACGAAACCGUCCGAUCGUGGCGACUACGUUUGCGAGAUUACGACGGCGGGAUUCGAGCCGCUCGUGUCGAAAUCCGCGACAAUUUCAGUGAUCGAGAUACUGAAGUUUUCGCCUCCUCCCGUAAAUAAAAAGUUGGAGUUGGGGAGCACGGCGAAAAUUCACUGCAAGGCCCAGGGAACGCCGCCGCCGACGAUACGCUGGGAGAAGGACGGGAAGGGGGACGGUUUCGACGCGCACAUCGCCGACACGAACGGAACUCUCCACUUUAAUGGGGUCCUAAGCGAAGAUAAAGGCAGAUACACGUGCUUCGCGAGUAACACCCAGGGCACUAUUAACGUUACGUUAACGAUUGAUGUUGUCGUGGCGCCGAAGUUCACGCUACUCUCCCACAAUCCGACGGAGGCGAUCGAGGGCUUCUCGGUAAUGUUGGACUGCGUGGCCGACGGGGAUCCGAAACCGACGAUCCACUGGGACAAGAACUUGCAGAUGAACGACUUCAAUCGUUCUCGCUUUCAAGUUUUGGAUAACGGCACACUGUACAUUAAAGAGGUGCACAGGGAGGACGAAAAUAACUACGGGUGCACGGCUGGAAGCAGUGCCGGUCUGAAUCGGAAAGAAAUCCGUCUUAUUGUCCACACACGCGAGGGUUACCACCCGGAAGGAAACGAGGCGGAAGAUUCAACUGUAACAAAGGCGGUGCUCAUAACAAUGUCGGUGGCGACUGCGUACAUAAUCCUAGUCAUUGGCCUCAUGAUAUGGUGCCGCUACCGGCGCAGGUCCCGCAAGCUGCCCAUAGCGGACGGUGCCAAAAUCGAAAACGGCGACGUCGACCACACCGAACUGAAAGAGGCGCCGAACGGGGUCGCGCCCGGAUCGUCGCAGCCCGACAAGGACGGCCUGAAAAACGCGCACAAGGAGGGCCAGAAGAGCGACGGCACGGAGACGGCGCACUCGCAGAGCUCCGCCCAGUCGAAAAAAUCGAAAUCGAGCUACGACAAGAUCCUGCUCUCUCGAUCGCACCUGAAAGACCUGAAGCUGAUCGGGCGCGGCGAGUUUGGUGACAUACUGAUCGCCUUCUUGCCGAAGAGCGCAGUGCCAGUGAGCGACAAACGCGGCUCGAACGCAAGUUUGUCGGGCGAGGACAAGGAUCUGACGGUGAUGGUGAAGUCGCUCACGCACACCAAAGACGAGGCGGCCCUGACCGAAUUUAAAAGGGAAAUCGAUCUCCUCUCCAAGGUGUCGCACGAGAACGUUGCGAAGUUGUGGGGGUUGUGUCGAGAGGUGGAGCCACAUUACAUGAUCCUCGAGUAUACAGAUUGGGGCGACCUGAAACAAUUUCUGACAGCAACCCGAAAGGGUACAUCUCAGAGCCUAACACCGGUACAAUCCGUCGCCGUAAUUCACCAUCUGGCGAGAGGCAUGGAGCACCUGUCGGCGGCACGAUUCGUCCAUCGAGAUCUGGCCGCGCGAAAUUGCCUAAUCACGUCAACGCUGACCGCCAAAGUCGCCCUACCGCGGCUCACCAAGGAACCUUAUAGCCAAGAAUAUUGCAAGCAUAUCAAUAACAUCAUACCGCUGCGGUGGUUGCCCUACGAGGCGGUUUACGAGGACGAAUACUCGACGAAGAGUGACGUUUACGCUUUCGCGGUUGUCAUUUUGGAGGUGUUCAGUCAGGGCGAACUUCCCUUUCCGAAAAUUAACGAUACCACGUUCCUGGCAAAGCUCAAGGAGAAGGCGCUCGAUUGGAAAUCGCACAAGAAUACACCUGAUGAUCUUCAAAAACUACAAGAAACGUGUUGGAAUAUAAACCCGCAGGAGAGGCCGUCGUUUGAAGAUCUGGUAAAAGAAACUGAAAAAAUUCUAAAGUCAAUGUAAAUAGUUUUAUGUAUAGCUCAGGCGUAAACCAAAUUUUAACUAUUAGAUUAUAGAGACACUUUAGAGCAAUAUGUUAAAAUGAUGAGAGAGAGAGAGAAGAAAACGCUUCCAUUAUAAAAAAAAUUGCCCGCCUUACUUGCAAAGAAUUUAUCGUGUGUUCGAGUCGAAUGUCUGUCCCUUUUCUACUCCCAAUGCUUGUACUUAUUUAUUUAUAGUUUUCUAAUAAAUGAGAGAGAUUAGCAUUAGUUGUACAUAUCUCUAGUUUUUAAUGUAAAAAAAAGAAGCAUAUCAAUUGCGACAAACCAUCUUCGUUAACGAAACCAAUUCUGUACAUUAAUUAUUUGAGCCACCACACACUGCCAAAUGAAAGAAGAUGAAUCGAUGUUUCAAAAUGGUGUCAUUUUGAGAUGUGUGUGAGAAAUCAAUGUAUGGAGAUCUCCAGAUAUAUUUAAGCUUUGCGUUGUAGCUUUAUACACGUACAAUUGUGCACUUAUGUGUAUAGUAUUAUUAAUUAUUAAUGAAAUUUAGGUAAGUAUAUAGAACGAAUGUAAUUCUGAUAAAGCUUCUAUGAGGAAUGUACGACAAAACCGUGAUGUAAUCUAUCCUUCAUAUUGUAACUAUUUAUUAUACAUCAUACUUAUAUAAUAGAGUUAAACUUAGUAUAAUAUUUAGGAGUUUUUAAUAAUGUUAGACAUUACUGACUGUUCAUACUAUGAAGAUGAGAUAAAAAUGUCUGUCCAUAUUAGGGAUGUAGCUUUUUAUAAUAAUUUUGUACUUUUUGUACUGUAUUGUCCACUUUUAUAUAAUUAUGCAUAAUCAUAACUUGUGAUACAUAUACUGAAUACAAAUAUAUGAAUG
Messenger RNA from Photinus pyralis (common eastern firefly), 4329 nucleotides. Its product is annotated as tyrosine-protein kinase-like otk. The coding region runs from base 169 to 3471 and encodes 1100 amino acids. Lineage: Eukaryota; Metazoa; Arthropoda; Insecta; Coleoptera; Lampyridae. Gene Ontology annotation, biological process: homophilic cell-cell adhesion; dendrite self-avoidance; protein phosphorylation. Gene Ontology annotation, cellular component: axon; plasma membrane. Gene Ontology annotation, molecular function: cell-cell adhesion mediator activity; ATP binding; protein tyrosine kinase activity. The transcript has 16 exons. The record is from RefSeq and is a predicted model, not a curated record.